Messenger RNA from Morchella importuna, 1512 nucleotides. RefSeq lists its product as uncharacterized. Bases 1 to 1512 code for a protein of 503 amino acids. NCBI's taxonomy places the organism in Eukaryota, Fungi, Ascomycota, Pezizomycetes, Pezizales, Morchellaceae. Gene Ontology annotation, molecular function: asparagine-tRNA ligase activity; ATP binding. The record is from RefSeq and is a predicted model, not a curated record. Gene Ontology annotation, cellular component: mitochondrion. Gene Ontology annotation, biological process: asparaginyl-tRNA aminoacylation. The transcript is spliced from 4 exons.
AUGGUUUUACCCCACCAGUCCCUGCUCCUGCGACAAUCAUUAGCUUCCAGACUUGGUGCCGUUGCCCCGCGUAGGUGGGUGUCUUCCAAGUCGACGCCUCUACCGCGAACCAUCGUUUCUCUUCUCAAUGGAAUCUCAAAUAUCCAUGUCGAUCUCGGAGAGACCAAAAACAGCACUGUCGCCAAUGGGGAGGAGGAGAUGGCUCCGCCGGUGGUAACGGUGCAUGGUUGGAUCCGUUCAGCAGUCUUGACGAAGGAACAGAGUGAGGGCCUCGCAACCGGGGCAAGCGUCAAGAUUACGGGAGAAUGGAAGAAAUCUAUUUCUGGCGGGAAACAGGCGAAAGAACUACUGGCCCAAGAAGUAAAAAUAAUUGGAGAAGCAGAUCCUGAAACAUACCCUCUUCAAAAGAAGUACCAAACUGCAGAAUACCUACGAUCAUUACCUCAUCUCCGCUCCCGUAUUCCCGGCAACAGCAACCUCCUCCAACUCCGUUCUUACAUGAUAUCCCGGCUCACAGCCUUCUUCUCCUCCCAUGAAUUCGUCCAAUGUCAUCCUCCAAUCAUCACCUCCUCGGAUGCUGAAGGUGCCGGCGAGGUUUUCACAGUCUCUUCCAAUGCCGCCGCGACCAAUGAAAACAAGGCUGCACACUUCUUUAGAGACCCAAAAUACUUGACAGUGUCUAGCCAGCUUCAUUUGGAAGCCCUGGCGGCAGCGCUGCCGAGAGUGUGGACAUUGUCGCCGACGUUUAGGGCGGAGAAGUCGGAUACGGCUAGGCAUCUGAGCGAGUUCUACAUGCUGGAGGUUGAAACCUCAUUCAUAGACUCUUUGGAGCCACUUCUAAACACAGUCGAAGAUAUGGCGAAGGAUCUCGUUAGAGGGAUCUCAAACUCGCGUGUGGGCGCCGAAACCCUCUCUUCGGCCGGUGAAAAGGCCGGUGAAAUUGAGGAGCGCUGGAAGGGUCUACUCGAGAAUGAAUGGUCACGUAUCACCUACACUGAAGCAGUUGACGGGCUCCAAGCCGCCGUAAACCGCGGUGAAGUCAAGUUUGUAUUUCCUCCGACAUGGGGUGUGGGGCUGCAAGCCGAGCAUGAAAAGUUUUUGGCUCAGACACUUGGGGGUGGUGGGAAGGGCGGCCCGGUAUUUGUCACGGACUAUCCCCGCGAUCUAAAGCCUUUCUAUAUGCUGCCUUCUCGCGGAGAGACACAAGAGGGGAGAGAGACAGUAGCCUGCUUUGAUCUCCUGCUUCCUGUUGUAGGAGAGCUCGUUGGGGGCUCUCUUAGGGAACACCGGUAUGAGGAACUUGUAGGCGCCAUGAAGAAGAUGGACCUUGUUCCUGAAGACGAGGAUGAAUUGGGGAAUCUCAGGUGGUAUGCAGAACUACGGAAAUGGGGCUCUACUGAGCAUGGUGGCUUUGGGAUGGGAUUUGAUAGACUACUCUGUUAUUUGGCUGGGGUUGACAAUAUCAGAGAAACGGUCACCUUUCCCAGAUGGGUUGGAAGGUGCGAUUGCUAG